UCUUUCCUACUGCAGUUUAACAUUAUAAAUUCCAGUCACACAUGUUUCCAUGUUUUUACUUAAGAGAUUGUCAAAAUUGUUUGUAAUCAACACAAUUUGUCCCCUAAAACAGAAUAAUUUCGAUAUUUAUAGAAUCCUCCUGAAGCAUUAAUUUUAUUUCUUUAGAGUCCUGACUGACUGGUUUCAACAUAUAACUUUGUAUAUAAGUGCAGCAGUUCGAGUUGCCAUACUCUAUGAAGCACACAAAGAAAGACAAAAGAGAAAAAAGAUAUCCGAAAGAAGGAUAUUUAACAGAAAUUUGAAAGAGAAAGGAUAGUAUCAUGGAGAAACAAUAGAGUUUUACUGAAUGUGAUAGAUCACAAAGAAUGAAUGCAUCUGCGCCACUGAGAACUAUUUUGAGUCAUUUCACCAGUUGGUGGUGCAGUCGUUUGGGGCGUAGGUAGAGAUUAUGGAAAAACAUCGACGGGUAACACAGUCCUUCCCCUUCUAACUGAUUCGUUCAGAUGAACAUCACACGUGCGACUAUUCACUGAGAUCCACUUGAGCACUGAUUUUCCUUCCCUACCCCUACAAGUCCCCCGAGACUAGCCGUAGAAUUUCGCGAAUUCACCCUGUUGGCCAGGUGACGCUAAGCGAACAACCACACUUGGGUGUGUUAUGCGUGUCUCCAAAACAUAACAUACAACCAUGGCUUGGGAUGGCAGAGUUCUCGCCAUUUAUGCUUGCUGUCUGAUUUGACAGAGUGUCCUAACGUUAAACGCUCCAACAUGAAUUUGGUAGUAUGGCUUUAAGGGACUAUUGGUAGUUUUUUGGCUCUCAAAGUGAGGAGAAGAUGGAGGAUCAGUCUGUAGGAAAGUAUUACCAGUAAGAGGAAAGUAAAAUGAUAGGUACUUAGAGUGUAAUCAGGAGAGCUUCGUGUGCUUGGGGAAAUGUGCGAGUAGUUGUUACUUCCCGGCUGCCCACACCAUGAAAGUCGAUUUUUUCCUUAGGUACUCGAAUCGGAAAGGGAAUUAGUAUUGUGUGACCUCAGAGCCUAGGAGACAACUUCUUGACGCCGGUUACACACGGUCUAUUUGAAUUGAUUUUUAGCGUUGCUUCCUUAUUAGUAACUUACCGCCGGCUAUGGACCACUGUAGGGUAAAUCAGAAUGUACAGUUCUUGGGGUUAAUCUUUCCUAACCCUCUUUCUCCAGAGUGGAGAGACGAAAUAGCUGGCAUGCUGGUCAUCUGAUGGAAACACGGGAUGGUAAAAAACAAUCAUUGCAGACAAUUAGUGAUAUGACUCAAAAUAGUUCUCAAUGACGCAGACGCAUCCACUCCUUGUGAUUUAUGAUAUCCAAUAAAAUUAUAUUGUUCUUCCAUAUUACUAUUCUUUUUGCCUCAUAUUUCCGUUUAUUAUCUCUGUUUUGAAUUUCUCUUUACUCUCUCCUUUUGCUUUGUGUGCUACAUGGAGUGUGGCAACUCGAACUGCUGCACAUCUGUUCAAAGUUCUUUGUUGAAAGCAGUCAGUCAGCUAAGUGAUAUUGUCAACUGUUAUACAACAGAAGUGAUUCAAUUUUGUUCACAACAUGCACACAGUGAUAGCUAGCAAGUAACGUCUUUUCAAGAGAACGUGUGCACAUUCCGUAAUUAAUUGAAUUAAUGCUAGUUGUAAUUGUAUUGAAUUUUUGUAGCUGUCUAGCCAUUCGUAUCACCACAAAUAUGGUCAAAAAUGCAUGGUAGUAAGACAUCUUUUGUUAUGGUCCAGAAAGAUAAAAUAACAUUCCUGUUUUUAUUAGGAAUCAGAGAAAAAUUACUUACAGGAUGAAAUUCUCCAGUAUAAUUUUUUGCGAUUGAAAGGUAUUUUGGGUAUAAGUAUGUACUCAGCUGUUGAACUGGAUCGUAUACUAGUGCUGCCACUAUUGUAACAAAUUAUAAUCCCUAACUUCAGUUGGAAUCGGUGGCUGCACAUUUUUAUUGAGGCCCUAGAUGUAAGUGAUUUUAUGCUCAGCAAUUGUUUUAGUCUAAAAUGAAUGUAUCUGAAUGUGUUUGGUUGAAAAGAAAAGUGGAAAAAUGACUUUCAUAACAAGAGAUAAGAAUGGAAUGUUAAUGCCUUCUCACUAGAGAAUAAAACUAAUGUAGCAUUUUUUAUUUGACCAACCUUCUGUUUGAUUGAAUUUCCACUGAAAACAUAUCUCGUUUGGUAAUUAUUAGUAGGAUGUAUCCGCUGUCGGAAUUUUUGUGAGACUUAAAUCUUUCCUCGUUUUUGACUAUUUACUCUGAAUUUACGGUAACCUUUGUUAUUUCCUUCCAGUUAUUUUCAUCUUAUAACUGUCUCUUUCCAGUCGAACUUACUGUAUAGGUGAAUCACAGUGACUUUCCAGUUUGAUAUAUAGUGCAUCUCUUACUGCAUGCAUUUGACUUUCGGCUAGUGGGCUUCAUAUUGGAAUCAUUCAUUCCACCUACUUUUGUCUCGGUAACCAGGCAGUAUCUUACACCCUCAAAAGAUAUAUUUCCGUUACAGCUUGCUACACUGAGCAGAAGAUUGGCAUCAUUUGUCACUUGUUUUUGUACAGGAGGAGCUGAAUUUUUCGUUUCCUUAGACAAUUAAUUGUUUCGUAAUCCCUAUGAGUAUCCGCUCAUUUUAGCGUUAGUUUGAGGAGAGUAACGGUGAGGUAUACCGUCGAGCAUCGUUGUGAACAUAGGUUAUACUGCCUCAUUAGUGUGCGGUUUCGUAAGACAAAAUUGAUCGAUAUAACCCUCCGACCUGGUCACUGGAAACUUCAGUUUCAUUUAUUCUGUCAACACUAGUUCUCAGAUAAUUAUAGUUUCAGACGCUUUACUGAUAAGCAUUCAUUUGUUUUAUGUAACCUCUAUUUCGGCUUGGUAGGCAAGCUCUUACAAGACGUUCUAUAAUUAGGGCGUGUAGGUAUUUUAGUACACAAAAUACUUGUUUAUUUUGUGGCUCAGUGGCAUUAUUUUUAUACACAAUUAGGUACAAGUGUCACAAGCUGUAAUGUUGUCGUAUCCUUUUACCUAACUUGCUAUCAUAGUGACAGUCGUCUCAGUGAUAAGUAGGUUGCCGUUUAUUUCUUAAGUCUUUAUUAUAUACUAACAAAAUAAUUUUUCACUGGUAUUUCUUGUUUGCUACAGAAUUGUAGUAAAAAUUCAGAUGGAUUUAACCGAACAGAAUAAAGUGAUUAAGCAUUUGGAGGAGAUAGAAGAAGCUGGUGAAAUGGUAUUGGCGAAACAACAAGAAUGCGUAGUAUAUGACAGGAAUCGACAAAAGUCGCGUGAAGCUGUGCGCAAGCUUAUGCAACUAGGAUCAGAAGGUCAACAGUGGGUUUGUUUGUCCGACCAAUUCUUUCACUUGCCAUCAAAUGGUUUGAAGAAGGCAAUUGAAGAAGAUAUUAAAGUUUAUGAUUCCGAAAUUAAGAAGUUAAAGGAUCAGCUGAAAGAAGAUUUGAAUUGGUUACAUGAGCUUGAAGGAAAAGAGCCACUUAAAGGAUUUUAUCUAUUACCUAUGAAAAAUGAAAAUCAGUUUAUGAAUAAUUCACCUACAUAUGGUCAUAGACGGUAUAAUCCUUUAUUAGAUGAAUGGAUUAUUGUUUCUCCACAGAGAAUUCAACGUCCUUGGGAAGGCCAGAUAGAAUCCGAUAACCGUAAAUCUAUGACAACAGAACAAUCUGUCACUAAAGACGCUAAGAAUCCUCUGUCCCCUGGGUGUGUGCGUGCUAAUGGGGUCGUUACACCGGAUUAUGAGGGCGUAUACACAUUUAUCAACGACUUUCCUGCAUUGGUAAGUGAUGAGAGCUAUCGUAAAUCUAACGAUCCAAUUAUUUUCAACACGGUUGAUGAAAACCCAUUAUUUGCGUCUUCUUCAGCACGAGGAGACUGUUUAGUCACAUGUUUUCAUCCAGAUUCUCAUAAGACACUAGCUUUAAUGGAAGAAGAUGAAAUCCUAUCCGUCAUUGCUGAAUGGUGCCGCAUAACCGAAACAUAUUUGAAGGAGAGAAGUCACCAGUGGGUGCAAAUUUUUGAAAAUCGGGGCGCAGCUGUCGGCUCAUCUAACAUGCAUCCUCACUGUCAGAUUUGGGCAUGUGGUUUUCUACCGUCUUUAGUAUCACGACGUGAUAAAAAUCAACGGAAUUAUGCUCUUCAGCACAGUAAUGUACCUAUGCUGUUUGAUUACGCGAUGCAAGAGGAAGCUAAAAUGAAUAACAACCCAUCCAACUCGAGAGUAAUUAUCUGUUCGAACCAUUGGCUUGCUCUUGUACCAUGGUGGGCAUGUUGGCCAUUUGAAACAAUGAUCCUGCCACGCAAACGUCACAUUCUGUGGUUAAACGAGCUAACUGACGAAGAAAGACGUGAUCUUGCUGGUGUAAUGAAACAGUUGCUUAUUCGCUAUGACAACUUGUUCAAUACAGAAUUUCCUUAUUCUAUGGGUUGGUAUCAGGCACCAAUGUACUCGGAAGUGAAUUCUUGUGAAGAUUUAAAAGAGAAAUAUAAACAUUGGCAGUUGCAUGCUGUUUAUUUACCUCCUCUGUUAAGAUCUGCCACCGUGAAAAAGUUCAUGUCAGGCUUCGAAUUAUUGGCAGAGACACAAAGAGACUUAUUGCCGGAGACAGCUGCAAAAAUGUUACGUGAGACAAAUGCAGUUCACUAUACUAAGAGGAAUUUAUAA
This is a messenger RNA of Trichobilharzia szidati, 4662 nucleotides long. The record is from the annotation of a GenBank genome assembly. NCBI's taxonomy places the organism in Eukaryota, Metazoa, Platyhelminthes, Trematoda, Strigeidida, Schistosomatidae.